Messenger RNA from Corylus avellana, 1575 nucleotides. The record is from RefSeq and is a predicted model, not a curated record. NCBI's taxonomy places the organism in Eukaryota, Viridiplantae, Streptophyta, Magnoliopsida, Fagales, Betulaceae.
AAUGUGGAUAGAAGAAACUUAGAUUUUUAGAUUAAAAUCUUUUUCAAACACAAAGUUAAUCUCGUUACUUCAAUUGAACGUGAUUAAAUAACUAUACAAUGGAAAGAUAAAAGAUACAAGCACAAUUGCUAAUUAAUGGAUAACAAGAUAAGGGGACUACAGCAGCCGUCCUGACAAUUGAAAUUAGUUAAGUCUCUUUAAUUAAUGAAACUAUUAUUAUUUUAAAAUAUUUAUUAAACUAUUAUACUCUACCUUAAACUUCAAAUACUUCAAGACUCUCUAGACUCUCAUAAUUUGGUUUCUUUGGAUUCUCUGGUUUCUUUAGCUUAAAAAAUUUCAGCUUUUGGCUUCUUUGGAUUUCGGCUUCAGCCUCCCUCCACGGCCACUGUAGUACUCAACUGGAUUUUGCAUUUUUGCUUCUUCCUUUCGGCUUUUUCUGAUUAUUUGGUUUCCUUACACCUUCAGGGUGCUUACUUUUAGGUGGAAAAAAAAUUCUCAUUUUCUUUAAUUUUUGUUUUAGUCCUAGUGGGCUUAAUCCUUUGUUUAAGAUAGCAUUUGAAAGUUUAAAAAGUACUAUUGCUACCUCCUCUCAACAGAAUCUCCGUGAUCCUCUCCAACCGGCAACAACAAUGUGUGUAUAUAUAUAUAUAUAUAUAUAUAUAUAACUUUUGUUUUUACCACAUGACCUCUACAGAUGGAGGGAAUGAGCGGGAAAAAGGGGCAAUCGGCUGCUGUAGAGUUAAAGAGAGAGAUAUCUCCGACGCCGAGAGAGGUGGCGGUACUUAUGAGUACGAUCUUCCUGGGUAGUCUGGGGAUCGUACGCUUGGUAAAUAUUUUGGAUUCGAGAGGGCUCUCCUUCAUAGCAGAUCUCCUUCACUUAUUGGGAGUCGUUAAGCUUGGGUUCAACCUCGGGGAGAUAGUGCUUACUAAAGGACAAUCGGUGACAUUUCUGGGUUAUACAUCUCCGGCUUAUAAUAAUUUAUGGUGCGCUUUUGUUGCCAUCCUAUCAGAAAUUGUGAAUGGUUUGAUUCUUGCAGAUUUUUGCUACUACUACCUGACCCUCGAUUUUGAUCAAGAACAUGACAUGCAUCUCCCAUUAGAUCUGGUGUGGGCUUGGGAUGCUUCAAAAAGUUUUGAAAGAAAGUCGAGAUCUCAAGUUAUGAACGUCUCACAAAUUUGGAUGUAAUUUUUUUUAAUGUGUAUUCAAUAUCCAUUAGAAAUUGACUGAUCGGUGACAUAGAUCCGGUUGCUGUAGUCAUCAAGUUGAGGAAGCUAUUAUCUGUUGGACUGGCAAAAGAGACUGAGAAGAAGGGAAGAUCCUAUUCAGAAACGCAUGCCAUUUGCACACGUUUGUUUUGCACGUUCAGAACUAGCAAGACCAACUAAAGUGUAGUUUUGCACAUAAGAAAACUAAAGUGAGAAGUUUUCUUUUGCUCCAUGGUAAUUGUAAAAAUAGCAUGUGAGCGACGGGAAAAUAGUACCAAAAACAUGUAGCACAACAUUAUAAACUAUAUUUUUAAAAAUUUUAAUUUUAUUAUUGCCUUAUUUUUAAAAUUUUAAUACUACUUUUUGCCA